Molecule: messenger RNA, 969 nt
Organism: Fomitiporia mediterranea MF3/22
Lineage: Eukaryota; Fungi; Basidiomycota; Agaricomycetes; Hymenochaetales; Hymenochaetaceae
Exons: 3
Coding region: 1-969 (322 amino acids)
Biological process (GO): ergosterol biosynthetic process
Molecular function (GO): C-4 methylsterol oxidase activity; iron ion binding
Source: RefSeq, a predicted model, not a curated record
AUGUCGGCGGUCGAGUUCCUCUACUCAAACACGGAUUUCGCGCAACUCAACUGGUUCGAACAUAAAUGGGUACAGUGGUACCUUUCGUUCAAGGACCCGGCAAUUGCGACGGGUAUUAUGUCCUUUAUUUUACACGAGGUGAUUUACUUCGGUCGUUGCAUCCCGUGGAUUAUCGUCGACGCCAUUCCGUAUUUCCGUCGAUGGAAGCUCCAACCGAACAAAAUUCCAACUCCAGCGGAGCAGUGGGAGUGCACGAAGCUCGUGCUAUUUUCUCAUUUCACUAUUGAACUUCCACAGAUCUGGCUCUUCCACCCACUCGCUGAAGCACUCGGCAUGUCAACUUGGCAGGUUCCUUUCCCCGACUGGCGAACCAUGGCUGGCCAAGUAGCUCUAUUCUUUGUCCUUGAGGAUGCUACGCACUACGUUCUGCACCGGUGCUUACACUACGGACCAUUGUACAGACACAUCCACAAGCUUCAUCACAAGUACUCCGCACCGUUCGGACUUGCUGCUGAGUAUGCUCACCCGGCCGAGGUAUUCAUUCUUGGAAUUGGCACGAUCGGCGGUCCACUUCUUUACUGCUAUUUAACGCACUCUCUACAUAUCGCUACUGUUUACGUUUGGAUUAUCCUUCGUCUAUUCCAAGCUAUCGACGCACACUCUGGUUACGACUUCCCCUGUUCACUCCAACACAUCAUCCCCUUCUGGUCCGGUGCAGACCACCAUGACUUCCACCACAUGGCAUUCGUCAACAACUACAGCACCUCUUUCCGCUGGCUCGACUUCAUCUUCGGUACCGACGACAAAUACCACGAAUACAAACAAAAAAUGCGACAGGCGAAGGAAUCCGCUGCGAGUAAAGGUGUAUCACGUGAAGAGCAGGAACAAAUUGAGCGUAAGCUUGUGGAGGAACAUGAGAAAGCCGGUUUCAUUGCAGAAUCGAUCGCUGAGUCGAGACGUCCUUGGUAA